AUGGCCCGCCCCGGCAUGGCUGGGCGGCUCGCCAAGCUCGGCGCCGUCGACGUCGAGUACAAGAGGGUGCCGUGCGUGUACGAGGGCAAGAACCUCUCGCUGCGGGUGGAUGAGCGGAGCCGCGCGCCCAGCGAGCUCGCCAUCACGAUCCUCUACCAGGGCGGCCAGACCGACAUCGUCGAGGUCGACGUCGCGCAGGUCGGUUCGUCGUCGAGCUGGACGUCCCUGACACGAGACCACGGGCCGGCGUGGAGCACGAGCGAGGCGCCACCGGGGCCACUGCAGCUGAGGGCGGUGGUGACCAGCGGGUUCGACGGGGCAUGGGUCUAUGCCGAACAUGAAGUCCUGCCGAGCCAGUGGCACGCCGGCGAGGUCUACGACACCGGCGUCCAGAUCACCGCCAUCGCCCAAGAAGCCUGCCUCCCCUGCGACACGCAGGAGUGGAAGUGA
Molecule: messenger RNA, 450 nt
Organism: Triticum turgidum subsp. durum (durum wheat)
Lineage: Eukaryota; Viridiplantae; Streptophyta; Magnoliopsida; Poales; Poaceae
Source: the annotation of a GenBank genome assembly